Molecule: messenger RNA, 648 nt
Organism: Strongylus vulgaris
Lineage: Eukaryota; Metazoa; Nematoda; Chromadorea; Rhabditida; Strongylidae
Source: the annotation of a GenBank genome assembly
AUGUCGUUAGCCGGGAUGGCGACAAAAACGUUGGCUGAGUUCGAACAGCAAUAUUCGCUACAAACAGCUGAGGUGACUGCGACAAUCGCACGUCUACCAUCGCUACCAGCUUCUGAUAGACCAGCCAGCGUACAAUCUGUGCAGAAAGUACUAGCAGAGGUUGCUGAUCUUUUAGAACAAAUGGAACUCGCAGUGCGCGAUCUGGCUUCUGGAAGAGUUCGAAGCUACCGUAAUGACAAACGACUUUUGGAUGGAGAGCUUGAUAAGGCGAUUAAGCGUCUUAGAGAAUCGGCUAAUCGCGAGGAGUUGCUAGCCUAUGAUGAAGCAGUGGAAAUGGAUCAGCAGGAAUCUAAUACUGAACGUCUAGAAAGAUCUUCAAGAAAACUUCAAGAUGCUUAUCGCAUGGCUGUUGAAACUGAACAGGUUGGGCAUCAAUUGUUGAGUGUUUUGCCGGUGUUUUUCCUCUUUGUCUUUUGUCCCAUUUUGCCAGUAAUUUCGAGUUACAUGGAGCUUCAGAUUGGGGCAGAAGUGCUGGGCAACCUUUCUUCGCAAAGAGAGACUAUUGGUCGAGCACGGGACAGAAUGCGUGGAGCAGAUGUGGAGCUGGGUAAAAGUAAUCGACUAUUGAACACUAUGAUACGCAGGUAG